GCGCGCGGGGCGGGCAGGGGCGGAGUCAGGCUCUGGGGGCGGGGUCAAGCUCGGACUGGAGGGAGGCUCCUCAGGUCGCAGAUAACUGUAUGACUCUCAGCUUCAGGAAUUCUUCGUCCUUUAGGACCAUUACCUGUAAACAGCAGAACCUGGCAUAAAGCAGGUACUUAGCAGAUACUCAAUAUUGAUCGCAAUCCUGUGCAUAAAAGCAAAAAAUACACAAACCAGAAACUCCAUCUUCUGCCACAUAUAAGCUGGUUCCACCAGUGUCAUACAGCAACAUAAUUCAUCGGAUCAUAAGGAAGAGGCUUAUUAAGUGACAUUCUUUUAAGCUUGAAAGGAAAAAUGUCAUUCCGCAAAGUGAACAUCAUCAUCCUAGUCCUCGCUGUUGCUCUCUUUUUACUAGUUUUGCAUCAUAAUUUCCUUGGUCUGAGUGAUUUGUUGAAAAGGGAGGUCUCAGAUCCAAAUCUUGUGGGAUUUCAGCCAUUAGCCUUUGUGCCUAAUGCUCCUGAAAGCUUGAUCUAUAGGAGUGAAGAGGAGAUUCCUGUAGUCAUUGCAGCAUCUGAAGACAGACUUGGGGGCACAAUUGCAGUGAUGAAUAGUAUUUACCAUAAUACCCACUCCAAUGUGGUUUUCUACAUUGUUACUUUGAAUGAUACUGCAGACCAUCUUAGAUCCUGGCUCAAUAGUGGCUCUCUGAAAAACAUCAAAUACAAAAUUGUGGAUUUUGACCCUCAACUUUUGGAAGGGAAAGUAAAGGUGGAUCCUAAACAGGUGGACUCCGUGAAGCCAUUAACCUUUGCAAGAUUCUACCUACCUAACUUGGUUCCAAAUGCAGAAAAGGCAAUAUAUGUGGAUGAUGAUGUAAUAGUACAAGGUGAUAUUCGUGCCCUUUAUAAUACACCUUUGAAGCCUGGGCAUGCAGCUGCUUUUUCAGAAGACUGUGAUUCAACUUCUGCGAAAGUUAUUGUCCAUGGAGCAGGGAAUCAGUAUAAUUAUAUUGGAUUUCUGGACUAUAAGAAAAAAAGGAUUCGAAAUCUUGCCAUGAAAGCUAGCACCUGCUCUUUUAAUCCUGGGGUUUUUGUCGCAAAUUUAACAGAAUGGAAACAACAAAACAUUACUUAUCAACUGGAAAAAUGGAUGAAACUUAAUGUAGAAGAAGAAUUAUACAGUAGAACACUAGCAGGCAGCAUUACAACACCCCCUCUACUUAUAGUAUUUUAUAAACAACAUUCAAAUAUUGACCCCAUGUGGAAUGUCCGACAUCUUGGCUCUAGUGCUGGAAAUCGAUAUUCACCUCAGUUUGUGAAGGCUGCCAAACUACUCCACUGGAACGGACACUUUAAACCAUGGGGAAGAACUGCUUCUUAUGCUGACAUUUGGGAAAAAUGGUAUAUUCCAGAUCCAACAGGAAAAUUCAGCCUAAUCCGAAGACAUGUAGAAAUUGCAAAUGCAGACUAAAGUAGAAUAUGGACUACCAGUAUCUUCUCAGGAAACACUAAAGGAUAGUACUAGUUGGGAAAAUGUCUUCCAUGUGAUAUUGAGAACUUUUCUGUGUGCAACAUGGAAAAACCAACUUAGACGCAACUGUUAUGAAGUCAUAAGCUCUCUCAACUAUAAUAUGAAAACCAAUUUACACCUGUCUUACUUGAGAAAAAGUAUUUUAAUAGUUAAUUUUUUGUUGCUACUACCGAGAGAAUCUGUCCUGCAGAAGUGAAUGGAAUACCUUCCCUUCCCUAAGACUGAUGAGCCAUCUUGCAGUUAGUUAUGCUGUUUUUGUUCUACUCCUGUAACCUGUGGCUUUGUAUAUGACACUUUACUUUGCAUGAGACCCACUCGAAGCAUGUUUACAUUCUUUCAUAACUUAGUUUUUAGAAUACACGCUAGUUAUGGUUUCUUGUUCCUUUCAACAAGUUAUAUGUCUCCUAGUUUUGUUGACAUAGUUAGAAUUCCCCAGUACUAAAUCAUUAUUUAAAGAUGGUUUUUCAUCUUGUUCUAAAAAAUAAAAUUCAGAAACACAUCUUCUAAUUAUCUA
This is a messenger RNA of Phascolarctos cinereus (koala), 2035 nucleotides long. The record is from RefSeq and is a predicted model, not a curated record. Lineage: Eukaryota; Metazoa; Chordata; Mammalia; Diprotodontia; Phascolarctidae.